Molecule: messenger RNA, 1861 nt
Organism: Ipomoea nil (Japanese morning glory)
Lineage: Eukaryota; Viridiplantae; Streptophyta; Magnoliopsida; Solanales; Convolvulaceae
Product: CBL-interacting protein kinase 18-like
Exons: 2
Coding region: 367-1722 (451 amino acids)
Biological process (GO): protein phosphorylation; signal transduction
Molecular function (GO): protein kinase activity; ATP binding
Source: RefSeq, a predicted model, not a curated record
AAAUUCACGUUGCCCAUUCUCACUUUCCUCCCCUCCAUUCCUCUCUCUCUCUCUCUCUCUCUCUAUAUAUAUAUAUAUAUGUCUUUGAGCUUCGGAUCCAUCGGAGCUCUUCUGCACCUCUAACGCUUUCAAGUCCAUUGCCUCUUCACUAUCACAUAUUGAUUUGCAUGAGAAUGUGGAAAGAUGGGAAUUAUUGCUCAUUCUUAUCUCAGCAAAUUACUUGAGGUUGUUUGUCCAUAAACCUGAAAGCACGGUUUUUGUUCUCGAACCAGCUGAACUAGUUCGUGCUUCCUAUUGGGCUGACGCUUGACAUUCUUUGUGAUAGUUGAGAACAGUACGAGUAGUUGUGUUGUAGUUCUUGAGGAAAUGGAAAUGAAAACGGAGAACAGAAGGAACAUUUUGAUGCAGAAAUACGAGGUUGGAAGAGUGCUGGGCCAAGGCAAUUUCGCUAAGGUUUACCAUGGUAGGGAUCUGAAAUCUGGACAGAGUGUAGCAAUUAAGGUAAUUAACAAAGAGAAGGUUAUGAUAACCGACAUGGUGAAUCAGACCAAACGGGAGAUAUCUGUCAUGGGAUUGAUCAAACAUCCGAACGUGGUGCAGCUGUACGAGGUAAUGGCCACCAAGUCGAAGAUUUUCCUCGUGUUGGAGUAUGUAAAAGGCGGGGAGCUUUUCAACAAGGUCGCGAAAGGGAGGCUGGUGGAGAGCGUGGCGAGGAAGUACUUUCAGCAGCUGAUUGAUGCUGUGGAAUUCUGCCACAACCGAGGCGUUUAUCAUCGCGAUUUGAAACUGGAAAACCUGCUCCUAGACGAGGAUGGGAACUUGAAGGUGUCUGACUUUGGAUUGAGUGCUUUGGCCGAGUCUAAACAGCAAGACGACUUGCUUCACACCACGUGUGGAACCCCGGCCUACGUUGCACCCGAGGUGAUUAGUAGGAAAGGGUACAACGGUGAGAAGGCUGACAUUUGGUCGUGUGGGGUGAUUUUGUUCGUUUUGCUUGCUGGGUAUCUCCCAUUUCAUAGCUCCAACCUUAUGGAGAUGUACAGGAGAAUAACCAAGGCCGAAUAUAGAUGCCCGAGCUGGUUCCCACAAGAAGUGAGAAGAUUGCUGUCAAAGAUUCUUGAUCCAAACCCCCACACUAGGCUAUCUAUAGCCAAAAUCAAGCAACACUCGUGGUUCAAAGGAGGUUUAGAAGCGAUGACUCUCCAAAUCCCAAACCCUGUUGUUCUUGAUCAUGAUCACGCCCCAGAGGAAAAACAAGAAAUGGCAAUGGCAAUGGCAAAACAUCCUGCUACAUACCUAAACGCGUUCGAGAUCAUCUCUCUCUCAACUGGCUUUGACCUGUCCGGUUUCUUUGUGAGCCUCGACCAAAAGGAGGAAGUGCAAUUCACAUCUGUGCAGCCUAGAUCAGCUAUCAUGGGGAAGUUUGACGAAAUUGCUAGGGAUCUGAAGCUGGAAGUGACACGAGAGGGAGGAGGGACGAGAAUGGUGCUGAAAGGAUCACACGAGGGUGGUGGUGACAACGAAGUAGGAUUUGGGGCUCUCUCCAUUGAUGUUGCAGUUUAUGAAAUAACAUCGUCGUUCUAUUCGGUCGAGAUGAAACGAUCAAGUGGUAGCGUGAUGGAGUAUCAGAACAUGCUGAGACAACAGAUCAGACCAGCCCUCAAAGAAAUCGUUUGGUCUUGGCAAGGAGAGCAAGAUAAUUGUAGCGCAAUCGCUUUGUAAGUUGAUUGUUCUGUGCCCUUGUUUGUCCUAGGCAGCAGUUUGGACUUUGGAGUGUUACUAUAUAUACUUAUGACUAUUAUUAUUACUAUAUAUAUGUUGCAUUUGCCAUGUUCUGAUAUAAAAACUUCAUGUUCUGGAA